GAGGAAGGUUCUUAUAUAACCUCGAUUCGAAAAUAAGGGUAGGGCGAUGAUAUAGUUUUUUCGAAUAUCGAAAAUAAUCACUCAGUAGAAAAUUUUUCGUAGUUUGUUUACAAAUUCCGUAUGAUACCAACAUGUCGUCUGGAAUUUUUGGGUGGGAUUUGCUCUAUAGUGCUUUGAAGAAUGAUAUACAAAAUAAUCAGGAUAUUUUGGUGUGUUUCACACACUUAGUUCUCGUAUCGAAUGGCUUUAAAUGUAUCGGCCUAGGUGAGUCGAAGAACAUAGAUGGUACGGAAUCGAAGAGUGAAACUUUGCCAAAAGGUUGGAAUGAUGAUUAUUCUAUUCGAUAUGUUUAUCAGGGUCGAUUGUAUAAUUUAAAGGCCACUAGCUUAGAUGAUGCUGUAAUGAUUAAUUUGGUCAGAGUAGAUGAACGUACUGUUGGACUGGUACACUUAAAUGUACGAGCUGUUGCGCAGAAAACUGGAACACUUGAUGAAAUGAUACCAGAUAAUAAGAGUAUUCUUGAGCAAAUAAAGACUCAACUGAUUGAUAAAGUGGUCUUAUCAGAGAAACAGAAAGAUACUUCUAGUCAAACAGAAACCCAGCAACCACAACAAGGAACUUCUCGAAAUCGAUCCACUGAGCCAGAGGGGCUUAGCCAGCCAAUUGCCCAGUAUAUUCAACCCCCUUUGGCAGAUCCAUUUGAUUAUGGUAGGUCUGAUCUAAAUCCUUUUGGAAUAAACCCUCUUGGGAUCGCCCCUCCUAGGCCACUGGGUGGCGGAGGAAUGUUAUUCCAACCACCACGGCCUUCAUUCCCCAUGGGCGGUAAUUUGGGUGUUCCACCAGGUUCUCUACCUCCUGGAGCACGUUUUGAUCCAUUUAGGCCACCCGAAAGUUUUCCUCAGCCACGAAGGCCUCCCAAUAGACCAGAUAAUGAUGAGUUUCCUCCACCUGGUUAUGAUGACAUGUUUAUGUAAUUUUUCUAAGUGCUCCAAUAAUUUUAAAUAGCCUGUAAUAAUUUGUUUAAUAAAAAGUA
This is a messenger RNA of Cylas formicarius (sweet potato weevil), 1033 nucleotides long. Its product is annotated as proteasome inhibitor PI31 subunit-like. NCBI's taxonomy places the organism in Eukaryota, Metazoa, Arthropoda, Insecta, Coleoptera, Brentidae. Gene Ontology annotation, molecular function: proteasome binding; endopeptidase inhibitor activity. The record is from RefSeq and is a predicted model, not a curated record. The coding region runs from base 132 to 974 and encodes 280 amino acids. The transcript is spliced from 2 exons. Gene Ontology annotation, biological process: proteasome-mediated ubiquitin-dependent protein catabolic process.